AUGGAGCAAUUUUAAGAAUGUAAGGGUAUUUCAUUAUUGAAAAGGGAUUAAUUUAUGUAUUCUGAUUCAAAUUCUGAAUUAUUGAAUAAUUUUGAUCAAAUCAAGUAUCUUAAGUUUGAAGGUCAAUACGGACAAAAUAAUAGAAAAUCUGGAAAAUGGAAAACCAUAUGGCAUGGAGAAUUGCUUAAAGGAUUAGGCGGUUACUAUGAAAAUGGUUUAAAGAUAGGUUUAUGGAAUGAAUUAAUUCAGAAUUAUUAGAAGUAAAAUUGUUAUCUAGUAAAACUCUAGUCUAGCUUAAGUACAUGAAAAUGGAAAAUACUUAAAUGGUUAGAAAUAUGGAAUGUGGAAAUAUAUCUAUAAAAAUAGAAAUAUGUAAGAUAAAUUAUUAAUUAAUUAGUGGAGGAGGACUAUACAAUGAAUAAUUUAAAAAAAAUGGGAUAUGGAUAGAAUUGAGCAAGGGUUUUUGUGAUAUGUCUUAAGUAACAUAUAAAGGGGAAUAUCAAGAUGGUAAAAAAGUAGGCAUAUGGGAUAUUCUUUUUCUCCAAGAGUUGAUGUAAACUAUUAAAAAAAUAUAAUGCUAUAGAGGUGGCGGAUUAUAUGACAAUAAUGGCUCUAAGUCAGAGAAGUGGAUCGAAGUGAACGAAAGGUUUUCAGGCUAAUCGUAAAUUAUAUACAAAGGUCAAUACAAAAACGGUACGCCAGUGGGAAUAUGGGAAACUUGGAAUAAAAGAGAUUAUAUGAGGGAAUUCUAAAUGAUGUAAGAGUUAAAUAAAAUAAAGUAAAUUUAUUUAGAUGUGGCGGGUAAUAUGAUGAAGGAGGUGAAGGUAAAAAGANAUAUCUUAAAUUAUUAUUUAAAGAAAAGUAUAAUUCUAAUUAAUAUUUAUAAAAUAUGGAUUUUAAAAAAUAAUAUACAAGGAUUUGCUAAGAAUCAUUAAUUUAGAAAAAAGGCAUAAUAGAAAUCGAGAUUGAUUAAUAAGAUUAUAUUAACAACUAACUUGGGAAAACUUUAAUCCAAAUCAAAUAAAACUCAAAUAGAUAAAUAUAAUAUAUAAAAAAUGGAGCAAUUUUAAGAAUGUAAGGGUAUUUCAUUAUUGAAAAGGGAUUAAUUUAUGUAUUCUGAUUCAAAUUCUGAAUUAUUGAAUAAUUUUGAUCAAAUCAAGUAUCUUAAGUUUGAAGGUCAAUACGGACAAAAUAAUAGAAAAUCUGGAAAAUGGAAAACCAUAUGGCAUGGAGAAUUGCUUAAAGGAUUAGGCGGUUACUAUGAAAAUGGUUUAAAGAUAGGUUUAUGGAAUGAAUUAAUUCAGAAUUAUUAGAAGUAAAAUUGUUAUCUAGUAAAACUCUAGUCUAGCUUAAGUACAUGAAAAUGGAAAAUACUUAAAUGGUUAGAAAUAUGGAAUGUGGAAAUAUAUCUAUAAAAAUAGAAAUAUGUAAGAUAAAUUAUUAAUUAAUUAGUGGAGGAGGACUAUACAAUGAAUAAUUUAAAAAAAAUGGGAUAUGGAUAGAAUUGAGCAAGGGUUUUUGUGAUAUGUCUUAAGUAACAUAUAAAGGGGAAUAUCAAGAUGGUAAAAAAGUAGGCAUAUGGGAUAUUCUUUUUCUCCAAGAGUUGAUGUAAACUAUUAAAAAAAUAUAAUGCUAUAGAGGUGGCGGAUUAUAUGACAAUAAUGGCUCUAAGUCAGAGAAGUGGAUCGAAGUGAACGAAAGGUUUUCAGGCUAAUCGUAAAUUAUAUACAAAGGUCAAUACAAAAACGGUACGCCAGUGGGAAUAUGGGAAACUUGGAAUAAAAGAGAUUAUAUGAGGGAAUUCUAAAUGAUGUAAGAGUUAAAUAAAAUAAAGUAAAUUUAUUUAGAUGUGGCGGGUAAUAUGAUGAAGGAGGUGAAGGUAAAAAGAUUGGGAAAUGGAUUGAGUUUAAUGACGUGUUAAACGAGGAUUCAUUAGUCUCUUAUAGUGGCUAAUAUAAUAAUGGAAAUAAAGCUGGUAGAUGGGAUAUUUUUUUUGAAGAAGAAGAGAUGUAAAUAUGAAUAAGUCUACAUAUUUUAGCGGAGGGGGAUCAUAUGAUGAAGAUGGUAAAGGUGUUAAGCUUGGUAAGUGGAUAGAGAUUUGCGAUAAAUAUGAUAAAUAGACUCAAGUCUCUUAUAGUGGAAAAUAUAAAAAUGGAAAUAAAGCUGGUAGAUGGGAUAUUUUGUUUGAAGAAGAAGAGAUGUAAAUAUGAAUAAGUCUAUAUAUUUUAGCGGAGGGGGAUCAUAUGAUGAAGAUGGUAAAGGUGUUAAGCUUGGUUAGUGGAUUGAAUUAGGUGAUGAGUUUUGGAGCGAAUCGAAAUUAGUUUAUAAUGGCUCAUAUAAAAAUGGCAAUAAAAUAGGUCGAUGGAAUAUUGAGUAUGAAUAUGAAUAAAUGUAAAAUUUGAAGAAUAAUAUAAUUUUUAGUGGGGGUGGAUCAUAUGAUCAAGAAGGAGAAGGUUUGAAAGUUGGAAAGUGGAUUGAGUUAAGCGAUAGCUUUAACGGCUGUUCUGAAGUCACCUAUGUUGGUGAAUAUAAAAAUGGUAUUAAAGUAAGUAGAUGGGAUAUUGAAUAUAAGGGAAAAAAAAUGUAAAAAUUUAGAAUAUAAAUGGCUUAGUGGGGGUGGAUCUUAUGAUGAAAGAGGUGAAGGUAUUAAAAUUGGAAACUGGGUGGAAGUAAUUGAUGGAUUUAGUUUGGGUUCUGAAAUCACUUAUGAAGGCUAAUAUAAAAAUGGAAUCAAAGUUGGCAAAUGGGUAGAAAUGAACAUGAGAAAAGAUUAGUAACCUAAAGAAAAGAUUUAUGAAGAUUGA
Paramecium pentaurelia is the source of this 2804-nucleotide messenger RNA. The record is from the annotation of a GenBank genome assembly. Lineage: Eukaryota; Ciliophora; Oligohymenophorea; Peniculida; Parameciidae.